Messenger RNA from Encephalitozoon cuniculi GB-M1, 312 nucleotides. Its product is annotated as mediator complex subunit SOH1. Lineage: Eukaryota; Fungi; Microsporidia; Unikaryonidae. The transcript has a single exon. Gene Ontology annotation, cellular component: core mediator complex; mediator complex. Gene Ontology annotation, molecular function: transcription coregulator activity. The record is from RefSeq and is marked provisional. Bases 1 to 312 code for a protein of 103 amino acids. Gene Ontology annotation, biological process: regulation of transcription by RNA polymerase II.
AUGAGCGGGUCAAGAUUCGAAAGAGAGCUGGAGUUCGUGCAGCUCCUCUGUAACCCUGACUACCUUAGAUGGCUAACCCGUGAGGGCCACUUCGAAUCAGAGGAGUUCAGAAGCUAUCUGAGGUAUCUAGAAUACUGGAGGUCCCCUGAAUAUUCGAGGUUUCUGACUUAUCCCCAGUGCUUAGCAGUCCUAGAGCAUCUGAAUAGCGAAAACAUUAAUGAUAUGCUCAGCGACGAGAACUUCUUUUUAGCCUUGGGCGAGCAGCAAUAUUUUAUUUGGCUGAAUAAGCAUAAAGAAGGUUGGAAUAAAUAG